AUUUUCGUGUAGUUGAAGAUUUCAUUGGAAAAAAAGAAGAUGUAGCAGUUAAUGGGCUAGUAAAUGGCAUUGUAUAAGGCAGUAGUAUUCAACUCGUCUAGCAGCUGUUCAAGAAAUUUUAUACAGUUUUUAUUUUUACAACAUUUACGCAGGUUAUUGCCAUUUCAUACACCAUACAAGACAAAUACAUACACGAGUCGUUAACCCAUCACCAUUUCAUUUGAAUUUUGUGAGGUUAAAAGUUUGAUUUUCUUUUUUAAAAAUCUUGAUUGUUUGAUAUUCCUACUAUUGAUUUAUUUUGCUGCUAAACAAUAGCUACGUUAGGGUUUGUAGUUGUACAUUUUAUUCUAAUAUAUGCCAGAGGACAAGCACCAGCUAUAAUGCUCGGUGACUGUGGAGGAUCCUUUAUUGCCGCCCUAGAUGUAGGGACAACUACUGUCAGAUGCCAAAUAUUUAAUUCCUCAGCUGAUACAGUAGGAGCAGCACAGAAACAAGUAAUAUUUAUUUUUUAAGAGUGUAGAUUUUUCCAGAUAUUAUAUUCAUGAUACAUGCGUUUGUCAAGUUUUUUUAAUCAGCCGUCGCAUCAUGCAAUAUCAAUACUAGUGGUAUUGUUUAAAAUACAUUAUUUUUGACGUUCAUGAUCUGUAUUUUGUGUUAUCUCAUUUAAAUUAAAGUCCGUCCAAAGGCGACUCCAGAUUUCAUGCGAAAGGAAACGAAAUUUUAUUCUCCGAAAUUUUAUAUGUAUAGAUAAGGAAUUAUUAAUACUACAAUUUUUAAGAUCAGGCUACACUAUCCUCAUCCAGGAUGGGUUGAAAUGAAACCGGACGAGAUUUUUGCAGACAUCCUACAAGUUAUUAGGAAUGCUGUUGAAAGUAUAUUCUCAGGUUCAUUAUUUACAGUAUGAUUUUAUAACUUUUAUUUUAGCUGCUAAAAUACCUUAUGCCCAGAUUAAAUCUCUUGGCAUAUCGACGCAACGGGCAACAUUCGUUACAUGGAAAAAGGAUACAGGAGAAUGUUUACAUAACUUCAUUACUUGGAAGGACCUGAGAGCUAGAGAAUUCCUGAAUGCUCUAAAUGCUUCUUGGAGAAUGAUUUUUUUCAGAUUUGGAGCAUUGUUAAUAUAUUGGCUGACACGAAAUAAAAAAUUUGGAAUGGGUAGCAAGCUGAAAAUUAUGUCCAGCCAUGUAUCAGGAAGAUUUUUAUGGGUAUUGCAGAACAUAGAAUCGGUGAAAAAAGCUUUGAAAUCUGAUAAUUUGAUGUUCGGCACGCUCGAAACGUGGUUGAUAUAUAAGCUGACAGGUAGCUGUCAGUACGUAACAGAUAUUUCUAACGCUAGUGCUACAGGAUUCUAUGAUCCAUUUGACUUGAACUGGGGGACAGUAGCUAAACUGUUGAGGAUACCUGUACGAUGUUUGCCAAUGGUAGUAGAAAAUGAUUAUGAUUUUGGGAAUGUCGACGAGUCCUUUUUUGGUGUGCCCAUAAAGAUAGCUUGUGUGAUGGCGGACCAAUCUUCAUCAAUGAUCGGUUCUUGCUGUUUUGCAAACAACGAUCUGAAAAUAACGCUUGGCACUGGUGCAUUUUUGAAUGUGAAUACAGCGGACAAAAUUCAGCCAAGCCUGAAUGGAAUGUACCCUUUAAUAGCUUGGCAACUAGGAAAAGACUUGGUCUAUAUGUCUGAGGUACCAUGCCCUGAUGCUGGUUCCCUGGUAGAGUGGUUACAGAAUGCUGGUUUUAUUUGUGAAGCUUCCACUUCAUCGCAACUGGCAGCAAGUGUUGAGGACUCAGAUGGUGUGUUCUUUAUUCCGGCUUUCAGCGGUUUAGGGCCACCAAUAAGCAAUGAGAAUGCGGGUACGGGUUUCAUCGGUAUAAAACCAACUACGAGAAGGGAGCAUAUUGUACGAGCAGUUUUAGAAAGUAUUGUAUACAGAAUGGUAUUAUGCUAUGACUUGCUGAAAAGCGAGAGAAAUGCAAAUUAUAAUAGCAUACGUGUGGACGGUGGCUUGUCAAAUAGCAGUUUCAUCUGUCAAUCGCUCGCGGAUAUGUCCAGGUUACCAGUAACAAAAAUGGAAACUACUGAUAUAACGGUCCUAGGAGUAGCUUAUCUGUCAGGAUUGAAGUGCGGUUUUUGGAGCAACAAGGAAGACUUGACGAAAUUGAAAAAAGUGACCGAAAGUUUCGAGCCGACAAGGGAUCAAAAUAAAAUAGAAAUGAACAAGAACAAUUUAAACCUAUGGAUCAGAGCUGCUCGAAGAUUUUACUCAUGGUAUUGAUUUGCACUAGUCAAUACGUUACUAGUAUUCAUAUUCGGUCAAUAUAGGUGAAUGUUAAUUUUAUUAGACAAUGUGAAAAAAUUAUCAGGCACUGAUAAACACUUCUGUACUUUGAUGCGCCUUUGUGGUGAAAAUUUAAUAGGUCAUGUAUAUUUAUUUAAAAACAUUCAAAGAAUAUCUAAUAAAAAAUCCUAACAGUGUUGUUAGUUUUUAUUAAUUUACUAUUUGCGAACUUUACAAAUUUCUUGUAUGACUUUUAUACACCGAUUAAUUUGAAUAAAUAAAACACUUCAUAAUAAAAA
Acanthoscelides obtectus is the source of this 2572-nucleotide messenger RNA. Lineage: Eukaryota; Metazoa; Arthropoda; Insecta; Coleoptera; Chrysomelidae. The record is from the annotation of a GenBank genome assembly.